AUGUGGAGGCUGUCGACAGUGGCAUUGGCCUCUCUGGCCCUUCUUCCAUCUGUGCUGGGAACAGAUAUCUUAAAAACCAAUGGCUUCUCCGAUUGCAACAAUGGGACGUCGACAAUCAAGGUCAAUAAUGUGGACAUCUCCUUUGACCGGUCAACGAACAAGGUCAACUUUGAUGUCUCAGGUUCCAGCACAAAACAACAGUUUGUCACGGCCGAGCUGAUUGUGACCGCCUAUGGCAUUAACGUGUACAAUAACUCUUUUGACCCCUGUGCCGUUGACACCAAAGUCGAUCAGUUGUGUCCUGUACCCGCGGGGACAUUUGCGGCCAACGGAUCGCAAGUCAUUCCUUCAGAGUACACCUCGCUCAUUCCUUCCAUCGCCUAUUCUCUCCCGGACCUCGAUGGCACCGCUCAGAUGGUCCUCAAGGCCAAAGACGGGCAAGAGCUGGCUUGCAUUCAAUCUGGUGUUUCUAAUGGCAAGACCACGGAUGUACCCGCCGUCUCGUACGUCGCCGCGGCCAUUGCUGCCGGUGCUUUGGCCGUUUCACUGAUCGGCGCGGCUGCCUCUGGGGCGCAUCCCGGCACAACUUCAUCCAGUCCUGGCUUUUUUGAGGUCAUGUGGUGGUUCCAGGGGAUGGCAAUGAACGGCAUGCACUCGGUCAACUAUCCCGGGGUGUACCGCAGCUUUGCAAAGAACUUUGCUUUCAGCACUGGUCUCAUCUCCUGGGGUGGGCUGCAGAACUCAAUCGACUCCUUUCGAGCACACACUGGAGGCAAUUUGACCGAUAACAGCUAUGAUUACCUGAGAAACGCCACUCUGGUCUUCCCUGAUGGCUCUACCACGUCAACAACGACCGGCAUCGCAAAGCGAUCAGUUGCAUUGGCGCUUCGUCAAAUAACCACUUCCGUGAACGAUACCAGCGCGGACUCCGGCGAGAGCAAUUCCAAGGAAUCACACCUGGUCAAGGGAAUUCAGGGAUAUGUUGAGCAGCUCACGAUUCCCGAGGCCAACACGUUCAUGACGGUUCUCCUGAUCUUUGUAAUUGUGAUUGCUGCCAUUGUGGUUGGCAUUCUUCUUUUCAAGGUCAUUCUCGAGGCAUGGUCACUUUUCGGCAGAUUCCCCCAGUCUCUGGCCACUUUCCGCAAGGAAUAUUGGCGUAUCAUGGCUCAGACCAUCACCAACUUGGUUUUCCUGCUGUACGGCGUCUGGACCCUGUAUUGCAUAUACCAGUUCACCCAUGGUGACUCGUGGGCGGCAAAGCUUCUUGCGGGUCUCACUUUGGGCACGUUUACGGCCCUCCUGGCAUUCUACACCUGGAAGAUCUGGAGCGUGGUCCGAAAAUUAAAGAAAAUUGAAGGCGACGCAAGUGCCUUGUUCGAAAACAAGGAAACAUGGAAGAAGUACAAGCUUUUCUACGAAAACUACAAGAAGGGAUACUGGUGGCUCUUUGUCCCAGCCAUUGUCUACAUGUUUGCCAAAGGCUGUGUUCUGGCUGCGGGUGAUGGGCACGGCUUGUUUCAAACCAUUGGCCAAUUGGCCAUCGAAGCUCUCAUGCUCAUUCUGCUCCUAUGGAAUCGGCCGUACCAGCGCAAGUCGGGAAACUGGAUCAACAUCAUCAUUCAGGUCGUCCGUGUCAUGUCGGUGGUUUGUAUCUUGAUUUUUGUGGAAGAGCUUGGAAUCGCGCAAACCACCAAAACCAUCACCGGCGUCGUCUUGAUUGUGAUGCAGUCUGCUCUGACCGCCAUCCUUGCAUUCCUGAUUGUCAUCAAUAGCAUCAUCACCUGCUGCCGAGAGAAUCCUCAUCGGAAACGCCGCAAGGCUGCACAGAAGAACAUUUCCCAGGACCUCGAAGGCGAUGCUUUCCUCAUGCAGCCAAAGCCAUACAAUGGUUCCCCUGCCCGUCACAGUCGCAUGAUGUCCGAGUCUGGACAAAGCUAUGAACCCAUACGCGCUCAUGCUUACUCGCGUUUCGGACCCCGAGGAGAUGAAAGCGAAGAGACAUUGGUCAAGGGGGCCGCACGUAUGGGGGCAAGCAGCUACCGCAGCGUAAGCCAAGGGAGGAGCGACCACAAUGGAAGUCCUCCUCCUUUCUCGCGGGAACCGAGACUCCCUGAUCUUGCCUUUGAACAAUAUCGUCACAAAUAA
Molecule: messenger RNA, 2145 nt
Organism: Cladophialophora psammophila CBS 110553
Lineage: Eukaryota; Fungi; Ascomycota; Eurotiomycetes; Chaetothyriales; Herpotrichiellaceae
Exons: 2
Coding region: 1-2145 (714 amino acids)
Biological process (GO): fungal-type cell wall biogenesis; transmembrane transport
Source: RefSeq, a predicted model, not a curated record